AUGGGCAAGAAGCGGAGCGAUGGGCUCGGGCGCUGCCUGCAGCGGCAGCGCGGGCUGGAGCGGCGCGGCGCCUCCUCAUGGCUCCACGCCAGCGAGGUGGUGGCCGAGCGCGGCCCGGAGCUGCGGUCGGCGCCCGAGCAGAGCCCGCUGGAGGAGUUCCUGGCCACGGCCGAGCUGGCCGGCACCCGCUUCGUGGCCGAGCGUCUGAAUGCCCAGAUCGUGUCUGCCCAGAGCUGCACGGGCCUGCUCACAGCACAGGAGGCCCAGCGCGUUCGGCAGCUGCAGCAGGAGAACCAGGAGUUCCUGCGCAUCCCACGGAGGCCACACUGGGAUAGGACAACCAGUGCAGAGGACUUGAAGCAAGCAGAGAGAGAGAGCUUUCUCGAGUGGAGGCGACAGCUUGCCCACCUUGAGGAAGAGAAAAAGUUAAUUCUAACCCCAUUUGAAAGAAACUUGGAAUUUUGGCGUCAGCUUUGGAGAGUCAUUGAAAGAAGUGAUAUUGUAGUCCAGAUAGUAGAUGCCAGAAACCCCCUUCUGUUUAGAUGUCAAGACCUGGAAAGUUAUGUUAAGGAAGUCAGUAAAGACAAGGAGAACAUGAUCCUGAUCAACAAAGCAGAUUUGCUGAGUGAGGAGCAACGUGCUGCUUGGGCACAGUUCUUUGAGAAGGAGGGUGUCAAGGUGGUGUUCUGGUCAGCUCUGGCAGAGUGUGAACGGCUGUGUGGAGAAUCAAAGGAACUGGGCUCUGAUGGGGGAGCAGAGCACCCCAGCGGUUCUGAGGAUGAUGGCUCCAGUCAGGAAGAUGACAACACAGCACAAGGAAGUGCAGAAAGAGCAUCCACAGGCAGCACUUGGCAAAGUGCAAACCAGGCCUUGGGGAGUGAUGAUAACAGCAGUGAUGAAUAUGAAGACUGUGAAGAUGAUGAAGAGGAGGACUGGCAAACCUGUUCUGAAGAUGAAGCUGGUGACAGCAUAAAUGCUGUUGGUCCACAGAGGAUGGAAAGCAGGACUGAUGGUGCUGCAGUGCAGCACAGGGUGCAGGAGCAGAACAGGAACGUCAGGAACUUCAGCCAUCUGGUACAGAGAGAUGAGCUGCUGGAGAUAUUCAAAACUAUGCACAAUGGACCAAGGGUGAAGGAUGGGGAAGUAAAUGUUGGGCUGGUGGGUUACCCUAAUGUUGGCAAAAGUUCAACCAUCAACACAAUCCUUGGAAAUAAGAAGGUGUCGGUGUCUGCUACACCAGGCCGUACAAAGCACUUCCAGACCCUGUAUGUGGAGCCUGGCCUGUGCCUUUGUGAUUGCCCCGGUCUGGUGAUGCCAUCUUUCGUCUCUACCAAGGCAGAAAUGAUUUGUUCUGGAAUUCUGCCUAUAGAUCAGAUGAGGGACCACGUUCCACCUGUUUCUCUAGUUUGCCAGCAUAUCCCACGAAACAUUUUGGAAGCAACUUAUGGAAUAAAUAUCAUAAGGCCAAGGGAAGAUGAGGACCCAGAUCGAAAGCCAACAGCUGAAGAGCUGCUAACAGCAUAUGGAUAUAUGAGGGGCUUUAUGACAUCUCAUGGACAGCCAGACCAGCCGAGAUCAGCUCGAUAUGUGUUAAAAGAUUAUGUCAAUGGGAAGCUGUUAUAUUGCCACCCACCUCCUGGUAUUGACCCAAAUGAUUUUCAGCACCAACAUCAAAGAUGCCCUGACAGUACAACUUUGCAGGCCACUGGACAGGUGAAGCCUGAGAAAAAUACCAAAGCAAAACAAAUUGAAAAUGUGGUGGACAAAACUUUUUUCCAUCAGGAGAACGUUCGUGCCCUGAUGAAAGGGGUCCGGGCUGCCAUGGGCUACCGGCCUGGGAGCGGCCUCGUGCCUGCGGCUGCACCCAACUCUGCCAACGUGGUGGGAAAGCCCUGGAAAAAACACGGGAACAGGAACAAGAAGGAGAAAAUCCGCAGGAUCACCAAGCACCUGGAGGCUUAGCUGUGGCACUGGUAUCUUGCCUUUUCAGGGCAGGGACUGCACUGUCUCACAGGCCUUGAUUGAGGGGGAAAAAAACAGAUAAGUGGGCAACACUAGCUCACCUGGGAGCUCUCUGCACUGGAUUGGCCUGGCAGGGGAUGAGAGUAGGCUCUGGUGGCUGGAGUUCAUCCCUUCUGUGAACAAAAGAGACCUGGCUGUUCCUGUUAUCUGGAAGCCAGCCCAGACAUUUGACUGCUGUUGAAACAUCCUUUCAAUGGGAGCAGAUGGAGCUGUGCAGGAAUGUUUUUUUCCUUCCAUAAAGGAUGUGUUUUAUAGCUGUUGCAAUCAAAGCAAGCCCUGGUAAAACUCAGUAAAAUCUUUAAACAGUUGAA
This is a messenger RNA of Agelaius phoeniceus (red-winged blackbird), 2333 nucleotides long. It is a transcript of the gene LSG1, whose product is annotated as large 60S subunit nuclear export GTPase 1. Gene Ontology annotation, molecular function: GTP binding; GTPase activity. NCBI's taxonomy places the organism in Eukaryota, Metazoa, Chordata, Aves, Passeriformes, Icteridae. Gene Ontology annotation, biological process: ribosomal subunit export from nucleus. Gene Ontology annotation, cellular component: cytosol. The record is from RefSeq and is a predicted model, not a curated record.